UACCAAAACAGAUCCGAAAUCGCGUGUUAUCCGCGUUGUUCGCGAAUAUAUUAUUUGUCUAAUGAGAAUUAUAUUCAUAAAAUAUUACAAUGAAUCUUUUACCAAAAAGCCACAAGGAGUUCAGCGAAAAAGACUAUUGGAACAAGUUCUUCAAAAAACGAGGCAACAAAGCAUUUGAAUGGUACGGCGAAUAUCUAGAACUAUGCGCACACCUUCAUAAAUACAUAAAACCGAAGGAUACAAUACUUAUUACCGGUUGUGGUAACUCGAGCUUAAGCGCCGAUCUGUACGAUGUUGGCUACGCAAAUAUCACAAAUAUUGAUGUUUCCGAGGUGGUCAUUAAGCAGAUGAAUGCGACAAACUCUCACAGAACUAACAUGAAGUUCAUUUACAUGGAUGCCUUGAAGAUGACUUUUGAAAAUGAUAGUUUUAAUGUAGUUCUUGAUAAGGGUACUCUCGACGCGUUAAUGCCUGAUGAUACGCCUGAGACCAACGAACGGAUAGACAAAUACUUUGCUGAAAUCAAAAGGGUAUUAAAACUUGGUGGGAGGUUUUUAUGUAUAUCAUUGCUGCAGAGUCAUAUCCUAUCUAAACUAGUGUCUACAUUCUGCGAUAAGUCGUGGAUGUUCAGAGUAGUGAGGUGUCAUGAGGCCGAGGAGAAGAAUGCAGAGAACGGUGAUGGAACCACUCUGCCGGUGUUUGUUGUUGUCGCCACUAAGUUUAAAGAAAUGCCUAAAUUGAUUCUAGAAGCGUGUAUGGCCGGUGAUAAGAUGUUGCGAGUGGAGACUGCACAGGAGUUGAAAGACUGUGUCAAGUCAGUACAGGACACCGCAUUCAUCACUAACGGACUAGCCAAGACCAGUAUUGAAGGUGACAAUGAGGUUUCACUAGACCUGAUGCAGCCCGGAGAAGCGAAUCCUCGCUACACCCUGUAUGUGGUCGACCAGAAGAAAGCUCAGGCCAUCAACAAAUAUGCCGUCUUCAUUGUUCCACAGGGCAGAGAAUCGGAGUGGCUAUUCGGCACAGCGGCGGGCCGUCGACAGCUGCAAGACUCGGCGAGAUUCGGUCGUUUGGUUGUCGCCGUGCUGCGACGUGGUCACCAGUUUGACAGUCUCGACGCUGUGAAAGAAGAGCUUACACACCCAGCCAAAAUGCUGAUACCUUAUGGGUUUACUGGACAGAUCCCGUUCCUCUCUCUGGGUAGCGACGUGGGUCGUCGUGUGAAGGUGUUCGAGGGCUCGUCUAUGGUGUCCGGCGGGUUCGUGGUGGAGGAUGUGGCAGUGGAGGGGGCCACGCAUCGCCGGCUUGUGUUCCUGCACAACCAGUUCCUCGUACAGUCCGAGGCAAGGCUCAAGACUGUAAAAAGAAAGAAUAAGUCGAAACAAGUGGUGGACUUCGGCUUCAUAUCGCAUUAUCACGCGUUCAUGUGCGCGGGAGUGCAUCUGUCUCGCUCACACGCGGGGGCGCAUGCAGAGCAGCUGUCUCGCUCACACGCGCCGGUAGCUGUGCUGGGGCUGGGCGGCGGCAGCCUCUGUAUGUUCCUUAGGAAGUGCUAUGAUGAUCUCAAGAUAGUGGCAGUAGAUUUGGACCCGGCGAUGUUAGAGGUGGCCAAGGACCACUUCGAGUUGCAAGUAGACGACCAACUGGAGGUGCAGAUCAAAGAUGGCGUCGACUUCUUGAGUGAUGAAGCUGCUAACGGUAACCAGUACACGGCGGUGAUGUUCGACAUGGACAGCAAGGACAGCUCUCUCGGCCUCUCGUGCCCUCCCAAACAGUUCUUAGACAACGACGUGCUGGACAACGUCAAGAGGAUACUUACUAAAGGCGGCCACUUCAUCCUCAACCUGGUCUGCCGCGACACCCAGCUGCACGACUCCAUUAUACAAACCCUCAAACAACACUUCAAGCACAUCGUCACCAUGAAACUGUACGAAGAAGUCAACGAAACAGUCUUCGCUACUAACGGCGAAACUUCAUACACUACAGAUCUAUUAGAAGAGGCAGCCAAAGGUUUAAAUACUCUAGCCAGACAGAAGAAAUUAGUAGACAUCAGAUGUGUAGAUUUGAAAGAUUUUCUGCAAUCUGCCACUGUUCUUUCAUAGUGGAAACCGAGGACCUCUGGCCAUAGAAGAAUAAUAAAUACUACGUACGGUCACGAGCAUUAAUAUGUAUACACUUUGGUACCAUGUCACAUUAACUUUUUUGACAAAUUGAACUGCAAGUCUCACUAAAUGUCAAAUUUGUUAGUGCGACAGGGUUCUAAAGUGGGUACAUCAUAUUGCUCAUGACUGUACAGAAUGGUAACCUCCGCCCCGCACCGACCUCCCUGUGAGUCUUAUUUUAGUCUUAAAUGGCCGUCAGCCGCUAAGGAGUAAAGGGGAGCGCGCGCGUUGUCUGUCUCGCUCGCACUUACGCGUCAGGCGGCACACGCUAAGAAUCAUGGUAUAAGACUAGGUAUGCUCAAUCCUAUGACAAGCCGCCAUUGCUAGCCCUUGAUGACAUAAGUGUUACCAUUAAAUUGGUAUCUCUGACAUUUCAGACGUAAAUUUUAUUAUUGAAAAUUAAGUGAAUUACUGACUAAUGUAUUUAAUUACUAUUACUUGUCACAUAUAAUGAAAAUGGUCAAAACUGUACGUAAUAAUUUCCUUGCAAGGUACUUUAAAAACAUUGGUCGUGGGUAAUUUAUUUUUUGCGAAAUGGCAACGUAGCGAUGACGUCAGCUGGGCUAACCUUGAAAUGCUAGCUGUCACUUUUGAGCAUACCUAGUUUUCUUAUACAAUGCUAAGAAUGAGAUUUUUGUACGGAGUGUCUUGUGUGUCCUCUAGCUUAGUGCCUGAGGCUAUUAAAUGGUUGCGCAAGCUGGAUGUAGAUUUGUAAAGCCUAGUGUAAUUUAUAUCAUACGAUUAAAUAAUAAAUAGUGGUAAGAUUAGUUGAUCAAUUAAGUUGAUUUGUAUAUUUAUGUAACAGCCUCUGUGGUCUAGUGGUUAGAGCGUUAGGCUCAAGAUCUGGAGGUCCGGGUUCGAUUCCCGAUGGGGACAUUGUCGAAAUCACUUUGUGAGACUGUCCUUUGUUUG
Molecule: messenger RNA, 3074 nt
Organism: Pectinophora gossypiella (pink bollworm)
Lineage: Eukaryota; Metazoa; Arthropoda; Insecta; Lepidoptera; Gelechiidae
Product: eEF1A lysine and N-terminal methyltransferase homolog
Exons: 10
Coding region: 90-2102 (670 amino acids)
Source: RefSeq, a predicted model, not a curated record